AUGAGUAACACAUUAGAAGUAUAUCAUUCCACUGCAUUUGAUGGAUUAUUAUCAUUAAUACCUGCAAAGUAUUUCUAUGAUGAUGCAACACAAGAUCAAUGGCAACAGAAGAAGAAAUCAAAGGAAGAAUCAAAACGUAAUAAGAAGGCAAAAUUUAAUCAAUCCGUUAAAUCAAAUGCUGAUGAAUACUUAAAUUCUUAUGCAACUGCAAAAGAUGUAAUGGAAAAUAAAUCAAGACAAGCUCAAGAAAAGAAAGAACAAGCUGAAGCUGAGGAAGACGAAGAAAGUGAAGAGAAAAUUGAUAAAGAGGAAAUUGAAGAACCCGUAAAAGUCGGCAAUAAUGGAAUCACUGAAGAUUCUGAGGAAGAUGAUUUUCAUUUGAAUAAUAAUAAUAAUUUAAUAUUUGACGAUGAUGGAAAUGAAAUAGAAGUUGAAGAAGAAGAAACUACCACCAAGCCACCAAAGGAUAAGAAAAACCAAAAAGCAAGUAAAGUAAUAUCAGAAGAAGAAGCUAAAAAGAAACAAGAAAAUUUGGCAAAACUAAAGGAAAGAUUAGAGCAAAAAAUCAAUAGUAUGCGAGAGAAAAGAAAAGCAAUAGGAACUAAAGCAGCUGGAGCUCCAAGUUCAAGAGAACAAAUAUUAAACGAACGUAAAAGAAAAGCAGAAUUAACAAAACAACAAAAGAGAAAACAUGAAGAAAUGGAAGAUGAGGAAGAGGAAGAGGAAGAAGAAAAUGAUUCAGAUAAAUCAGAUAACUCAGAUGAUGAAGAUAAUGAAGAUAAAUCAGUAUUAUUUGGUAAUAUAACAUUUCUGGAUGGCUCUCAACUUACAUCAAAUUUAUCAUCAAUACGUAAAUCAGCAGACAAGAGAAAACAAAAUGGUCCAUCAAAUAAUGAUAUAAAAGCUCAUUUAACAAAACUAGAGAAAAAGAAACAAAAAUUAGAUUCAAUGACACCUGAGGAAAGAAAUAAACAAACCGAAAAGGAUAAAUGGCAAAGAGUAAUAUCACAAGCUGAAGGUAUAAAAGUGAAAGACAAUGAAAAAUUAUUGAAAAAAGCACUUAAGAGAAAGGAAAAGAAAAAACUCAAGAGUGAAAUUGAAUGGAGAGAUAGAAAACAAGUUGUUAAAGAUACUGUUGCUGCAAGAGCUAAAAGAAGAGAAGAAAAUUUGUUAGCUAGAAAAAAUAGUAAAGGUAUGAAAAGGAAAGAUAAACCAAAAUUAAGAAAGUUCACUGGUAUUCUUGAUAAAAAGAAAAAUUCAUCAUCACAGAAUAAAAAAAAGAGAGCAGGAUUUGAAGGAAGUGUCAAAUCAAAAGCAAAAAGAUAG
Lodderomyces jiufengensis is the source of this 1326-nucleotide messenger RNA. Its product is annotated as ribosome biosynthesis protein. The coding region runs from base 1 to 1326 and encodes 441 amino acids. Gene Ontology annotation, biological process: ribosomal small subunit biogenesis; ribosomal large subunit biogenesis. Gene Ontology annotation, cellular component: nucleolus. The record is from RefSeq and is a predicted model, not a curated record. Gene Ontology annotation, molecular function: DNA binding; RNA binding. The transcript is spliced from 2 exons. Lineage: Eukaryota; Fungi; Ascomycota; Pichiomycetes; Serinales; Debaryomycetaceae.